AGAGUGAUGAAAAUUGAACAAGUGUUGAAUAGAGAGAGAGAGAGAGAGAGAGAGAGAGAGAGAGAGAGAGAGAGAGAGAGAGAGAGAGAGAGAGAGAGAGAGAGAGAGAGAGAGAGAGAGAGAGAGAGAGAGAGAGAGAGAGAGAGAGAGAGAGAGAGAGAGAGAGAGAGAGAGAGAGAACAAGGGUAUAUACCUAAGAGUGUUGUACCCUCUAAGAGAUGACCCUAUACAGUUUAUACAAAUACGAG
This is a messenger RNA of Closterium sp. NIES-67, 248 nucleotides long. NCBI's taxonomy places the organism in Eukaryota, Viridiplantae, Streptophyta, Zygnematophyceae, Desmidiales, Closteriaceae. The record is from the annotation of a GenBank genome assembly.